CUUCCUGGGGGUGAGAAUAGUGCCUGGAAGAGAAAACCCAUCUGAAACCCUCCCCCUGCCCUGUGGGAAUGGGCCCCAGCACAUGAGGGACAAGGGUGCCAAGAGUGUGUGUGGCAGGAACCACUGACCUUCGAGGACAUCGCCCUCUACCUGAGCCGCACGGAGUGGGACACCAUCACAGCAGGGCAGAGGGAGCUCUACUGCAGCGUCAUGAUGGACAACUACGGGCUCCUGACAUCCCUGGGUUACACAGGCCCCAAACCUGACAUUUUAUAUCGGAUGGAGCGUGGGGAAGAGCCAUGGGUCUGCUCGCCACAGAGCCCACCGAGGUGGAAAGGCCCUGACUGCCCCUCUCCAGGAUGUGCUGGGGCCAUGGGGUUGCUGAAGGCGCCUCCAUGGGGCUGGUGGCUUGGGGCUGGUGUGCCAGAGGAGAGGGCACAGUCCCCCUGCCAAGAGCACCAGACAGACAGAAGGGAAACUCCCACCAGCACAUGCUCAGAAGGAGGACAGAGCCUGCAGUGCCAUCUCCAGCCUGGAACACUCCUGAACAAGCUAGGAUGUCUCACGGGUCACAGCAAGGUGCAGGUGGAGGUGGCCAGCAGAGGAGUGGCGCCAGCGCAAAGCGAAAACCACGCACAGUCUGUUGUCUGGCCCAAGGAAGAAGCAUCAGAGGAUAAACAAGGGGUGACAGCAAACAUAGCACAAGGCAGAGAACUCGUACUUAAUUCCUGUGUGGAACAGCAGAACCGCAAAUCAUAUCCUCAGGAGCACCUUUAUGGUGACCCAAAGGAGCAGUGUCAGGGGAGCACCUAUGAAAGCUUCUGCCCCUCAGGAGAAGCUCCAUUCCUCCUGGGACCCAGGGAACUGUGUGCCAAGGAUGUGAUGGAGGCUAUCUGGAAGGACCACUGCUACUGUCGGGUGAGCAUGAUGCAGAUCCAGCACUUCGGCCUCGGGCCCUGUCCUCCCACAGACCACAGCUACUGCCAGCUGCAGAUGUCAAGUAGCACCGUGCUCGACGACCACGCAUACUGCCUCCCGCAGAGGACUUGUUUCAGGGCCAGGGUUCGUAACAUGGCUCGUCUGGGUGGCAAAGCUCGGGUUGCACUACAUAGGCUGACCACAUGGAGAGCCCAGGUCAGGCAGAUCAUCAGGAGAGCCAAACGGAUUAUGUGGCGCCGCAAUUCCCACAUCAGCAGGAGGCUGAGGGUUCCUUGGCGUGCCUCCAGCACCGGCAGUCCUGUGCCUGCUGUCCCUGAUGGCAAGGUGGAGUUAGUCCCCAUGGAGGGAAGGUGUGAAGCACUUGGUUCUCCUGCAGAGAGUGAGGCCACACUGCCCCUGUCUGAGAGCAGAAUCAGCUCUCCAGAAGUUCUUUGCACCCCUGUGGUAUCUCCUGCACUGCUGCCUGUGCUCCCACCCUCUGAGGUGGCUGCAGUGGAGAGUAGCCUGUCUGAGAGCAGAAUCAGCUCUCCAGAAGUUCUUUGCACCCCUGUGGUGGCUGCAGUGGAGAGUAACAAAGUGCUGCACCCUGAGGUGUCUGCACAUAGCGAGGAGCAGCCCAUCUGCAGCUCUGAUGUUAACCAGAGCACCAAAGGACAGGAACCUCCUCACUCAGAUCAGAUACCGCUGCAUGCUGCCUGCAGAACCUUGAUGCUGACGGUGGACCACGUAUUUGGAUCCGUGUGCCACAAGCUCGAGCUCAAGAGCUAUGUCUGGCAUGCGGAUACCUGUCCUUUCAUUAUCCUCAUGGACAGCUGA
Neopsephotus bourkii (Bourke's parrot) is the source of this 1755-nucleotide messenger RNA. RefSeq lists its product as uncharacterized. The record is from RefSeq and is a predicted model, not a curated record. The transcript has 5 exons. Lineage: Eukaryota; Metazoa; Chordata; Aves; Psittaciformes; Psittacidae. Bases 211 to 1755 code for a protein of 514 amino acids. Gene Ontology annotation, biological process: regulation of DNA-templated transcription.